Molecule: messenger RNA, 7823 nt
Organism: Anolis sagrei ordinatus
Lineage: Eukaryota; Metazoa; Chordata; Lepidosauria; Squamata; Anolidae
Source: RefSeq, a predicted model, not a curated record
GAGAAAGAAAGCAGGAAGUUGCUUCGGUGUUGUUGCUGCAGGGAAAGUCUCAGCACAGAGCCUGCCCCUUUAGCACCGAGUGACCCAGGCAGUGGGGCACCUUUCCUUCAGGUGAGUGGGCUCCCUCGCCCCAAAAGACUACCCAGAACAAGUGGUGGGUAGCUCAGCUUGGUUCCUUUGUGCCACGAUGCCCCUGACUUCUUUGGAUCCAUCUACACAUCCCUUUUACUGCCAUUGGAAUCCUGGGCGCUGUAUCUCUGCAAAGUCUUUCACCUUCUGUACCAAAGAGUGCUGGGACUUCACCAAGUUACAAACCCCAAGACUCCAUAGCAUUUUGCCAUGGCAUUUAGAAAGGUUACCUUCCUGCCAAUGUGGUACUUAUUGAUCUACUUACAUUUGCAUGUUUCGAACUGCUGAGGUUGGCAGAAGCUGGGGCUAAUGAUGGGAGCUCAUCUUGCUCCGUGGACUCGAACUGCUGACCUUUCGGUCUGCAAGUCCCGCAUCUCAGCAGUUUAACCUGCUGUGCCACCGUGGCCCCAACUGAAUCUUAGUCCUAGCUAAAGUUCGCACGUUUAAUGGAACUUGUUAGUCGGAACUAUUAUUUUGUGUGUUUUUAUGUAGAUUUAGCUAGAUUGAACUCUUACAACGUGUGGAUAAAACAGGAAGAUUUCAGUUGGCAGCAAAAAGAAAUUAAGAAUGUUUCCUUCAUUCAUUUAAGGGAAGAGCGUCAGUGGGAAGUGGCUGUUUUCAACUAAUGCUUUUUUUAACUAUUCACUUGUGUCUACUAUAGCUAAAAACCAAGGACAUUUGUGUUAACAAGAGAAUUUCUGAGUAAUAAAUACUUCUGAAACUGGUAGGACUCUUCUUAGACUUGCUUUUCUUCCAAUUCUAAAGAGUAUUUUUAAACAACAAUACAUUAUAUACAUGUUUUUACCACUGGGUAUAUUGUUCCCUUUUCUCUAAACAGCUAUGUUGUUUGUUUGGGUUUCAUUGUGUUGGUUUUUUCUAUUGUUUUCUGUGUAUUUUAAUUGUAUGUGUAUUUGUGUUGCUACAGUAUAAGCCACAGAGUGAUACUUUGUGGAGACAUGAGAUAUAAUUGUUAAGAAUAACUUAGCAAAGGUCUUUUCAGAAACCUCAGCAAGGGACUGUUUGAAGUGUAAACAAUGUUUUUUUUCAUCUUGUUAUGCAAAACACACAAGAGAAAAUUGUUGCUAUAAUUAAUUUGUCUUUAGUUCUUCCAGAGGAGGAAUGUUUUUAAGUUGUAAUUCACACCCAGACCUUUCUUAUGCAUUAAUCCUUGCAGCCAAGCCAUUUUCAUUCUAGCCAUGCAAAGCACUCUGAAUUAUCUCUGGAAAACAGACGAUAUUCUUGGUCAAGGUGCCACUGCCAGUGUGUACAAAGCACGCAACAAGAUAUCAGGGGAAUUGGUUGCUGUCAAGGUCUUCAACAGUGUGAGUUACCUGAGACCUCAGGAAGUGCAGAUAAGAGAGUUUGAGGUGCUGAGGAAGUUAAACCACCAGAACAUUGUCAAACUGUUUUCUGUGGAAGAAAUAGAAAUCAGCAAGCAGAAGGUGUUGGUGAUGGAGUACUGUUCAGGUGGGAGCCUGCUGAGCCUGUUAGAAGAGCCAGAAAAUGCCUUUGGCUUAUCGGAAUCUGAGUUCCUCAUAGUGUUGCACUGUGUAGUAUCUGGAAUGAACCAUCUUCGUGAGAAUGGGGUUGUUCAUAGAGAUAUCAAACCAGGAAACAUCAUGCGGCUAACCAGUGAAGACAGACAGAGUAUAUACAAACUGUCUGAUUUUGGAGCUGCUCGAGAACUGGAGGAUGAUGAAAAAUUUGAAUCAGUUUAUGGGACAGAAGAAUAUCUUCACCCAGAUAUAUAUAAGCGAGCAGUGCUGAAGAAGCCCCAGCAAAAAGCUUAUGGGGUAACUGUAGAUCUGUGGAGUAUUGGGGUUACCUUUUACCAUGCAGCUACAGGCAACCUACCAUUUAUCCCUUUUGGAGGACCUCGUAGGAACAAGGAAAUAAUGUAUAAAAUAACAACCGAGAAACCUACUGGAGCGAUAGCAGGUGUCCAGGAGCAAGAGAAUGGGGCCAUCAUCUGGACCGAUGAGCUGCCAGUCUCAUGCCAGUUGUCUCUAGGACUGAAGAGACCGCUUAUUCCCAUCCUUGCAAACAUUCUAGAGGCUGAUCAAGAGGAAUGCUGGAGCUUUGAUCAAUUUUUUGCUGAAACUAAUGAUAUCUUACAUAGGGCAAUAAUUCACGUCUUUUCGUUGUCACAAGCCAUAAUGCUCCAUGUCUAUAUCCAUCCCUAUAACACAGCCACCAAAUUUUUAGAAGAAGUGUUUAGGCAAACAAAUACAGCUCCUUGUCACCAGGAAUAUUUAUUUGAGGGGCACUCAUAUGAACUGGAGCCCAACCUGCAAGUUUGCUAUUUCCCCAAAACCACAGAAAACUGUCCUUUCAUCCUGAUCACAGAUCCUGAGGAUCCAGUGGGACUCAGAUACAGAGAUCCAGCUUUGGAGUUCCCCAGAUUUCUUCCGAAGGUUGAUGUCAUUGCAGAUUGCAGCACAGCAAAGGGUGUUCUGAGUGCAACUCACCAAACACUGAGGAUAUCUCGGUCAUUUCUAAAGGGUCAAGAGCUCAUUCUUAGAGGCUUGUAUUGGCUGAGUGAAACAUUGAAAACGGAGUGUCUCCAGGUUCUAGAAAAGUGGCAAGCUGUGAUGGGAAUGCUCAGCUUCACACAGCAAAUAGAGAUGAAGAUCCUGCUCCUGUAUGAGGCUGUUACUGGAGACUCUGACAUUCCAGACAUUAAAGGUGUGACUGAACUGAAAACAAGACUUCAAGCUAUCAGUGAAGAGAUCUCCAGAUAUGGCCACAGCAUUUCUGAACAGCAAGCAGCUGUGCAAGGCAUUUUGUCUGAAGUUGGGAAAAAACAGAACCAAAUGAAAGAAGACAGAAGCAUCCAGAAAAUGGAGGCAUGCCUUGACAAAAUGCAGCUCAUCUAUGUCCAGUUCAAGAAGGCCCGGAAAUGCCCACGCCUUGGUUACAAUGAACAGCAAAUCCACAAGCUAGAUAAAUUGAAUUUAGGACAUUCAGCCAAAAAAGUUAUUUCGGUAUUCCAAGAUAAUUGUGAACACCAAUACCAAGCUGCCCUUUCAGGACAUGGGAUUAGAAUGAGGAAGGCAUUUGAAAUACAGAAGAAUUUGAAGAAAUUGAAUCGAUCUUUAACUACCUGCAGCGCAGAGAUGUCAGGAUGCCAGGACUGCUUGGUUAAAGUUUUAGACGAAUUGCACCAGAGAAUGCUCCAAGGCAAAACAACAUCUCCUGUGCCUACUCAAGUUUGCUUAAAUCAGAAACAUAAGGAUGUAGCAUUUGGGAUACAAGAACUUCAGGAUCAGAUGAAAAUAGUUGCUCACAAUCUCCAGCUGAACAACAACAUCAUCCAGCGGUUAAAUGGUGUUGCACCAGGACUAUAGGGGACACAGCAGGGUGCUGAGCCUGAAACAACAUUGUAAUGUUGGAAGUUAAUGUCCUCUAAGACUUACAGCAAAAAUGUCAUAUUUGGUAUUUAAAAUGCCAAUGAAUUCUACCUCUGACUCUAGCACUUUGGUGUGGCCUUAAGAGCCAAUGGUCUGGCUAUUCAGCAUUCCUUGUUCAGUCAAGUAUCUCUGAUGUUCUUAGUGUAUGCUGUGAGAGAAUGAUUAGUAGAUGUGCUGAUUUUUGCAGCUGAGAUGGCAAUUCCGUUUCCUUGGUUCAGACUAAACCCUUUGGAGUAUUUUAAUCAGGUAUAUGUUGGGAAAGACUCAGUUGUGAAUUUUUGCUUGCCAUAUAAUUUUAAAAGUCAACGGAGCACUGCAAAAACAAAAAACUUUGGAAAACGUAUUUCCCUGCAGUGUCUGUUUUUUUUCUUCAGAAGAAUAAAUGCAUAGCUUUCUAGUAAAGAUCAUAAACAUUAGUAUCUCAUUCCCUGAUCAUUGUUUUCUCAACCAUUAAUUUGAUUGCUAGCCUACCUUUCUCCCGAAACGGGGACUCCGUUUAAUACUGAGCAGUUUUUCCCCACUGAAUAGUAUUUGAAGUGUCUUAGGAAAGAAAACAAAUGCUUCUGGUGUUGAUUCAAAGGGAUCUUAUGUCUAAGGAACUCAAGGUACAUGCUAGGUCUUGAGCGGUGACCCAGAUACAAAAUAGACAUGCUAGAGAGCACUGUCUCUGCAUUACAGAUCUCCAGCAAGGUGUGUAGAUAAAACAGCAGUGCCUGCAGACUACUAUUACUGUGUAUCUUUCCAAACAAUAAUGAAUAUCAUAAAGCUUCUAUUUGAUUAUCAGUGGAUACAAUGAUUAUAACUAAGGGAUAAACACAUGAUAAGUAAGUGGAUAUUCUUAUAUGGUAGAGGAGGCUCUGGAACUGGAAAGUCUGUCGUGAUAGCCAUUGCUUUUGUAAAUAAUACAUUUCAGCAUAAAUAUUGGAAAUACUGCUUAUUGGUUCCUUGAUACCUUCCUUUUUGAAAACAAAAGAUCCAGGAUUAUUCAUUAGGAAAGAAUCAAGAAAAAUAUCAUUUCUCUGCUGGAAACCUGAUCUUAUUUUUGAGAGGGUUUCUUUUGAAUGUAAUCUGAUUUGUCAUAAGGUGGUGUAUUCAGGUUUAUCUUUUUUACAUUUGUGUUCAUCUCUUGGUGUAAUUUCUGUUGGUGCUAUUAGUAAAAUAAUGCAAGGAAACAGUCAGGGCUAGCUAACACCUCCCUCCCAACAAACGAUUCCUCCAGGCAGCAACCAUCCAGGCUUUGAAGCUGCAAGAUCAUUCAAUACUAAUCAAGGUGGCCAAUUGCAAUAUUCACUCUUGCCUCAAACAGACAAGAGUUCUUUCUCCCACCCUGGACAUUCCACAGAUAUGUAAACCUCACUUGCCUAUUUUCCAACAGACCUCUGAGGAUGCCUGCCAUAGAUGUGAGCAAAACGUCAGGAGAGAAUGCUUCUGGAACAUGGCCAUACAGGCCAGAACACUCACAGCAGCCUAAUCCAAAUUAAUAUUUAAAAGAUAAAUCAGCCAUGUAUGCAGGCAGGGAUCACAAAGUAAGAUUCCAGGAUUUGGCAUGCAUGAAACCAGAAUCCUAUUAGGACUCAACAUGCCUUGCACCCAAGACUUCACAAUACCCUGCCUUGCCUGGACCAUUAUGACAAUUGUUGGUUCUUCUCGAGAAACACUUAGAUGAUGGUGGCAUAAAGAAGAUUAGGCAGGGUUGCUACCUCUUCAAGAUCUCCGCUCCUCAGAGAAGAUACUAGGAUCAUGGAAUGAACUGCACCAAGGAGUCCACUUCAUGAAAUGUAAUCUUAGGGAACCUGGUUCUCCUAUUGCCUUUGCUGUCCUUAGCUUUUGGACUCUCAAUUGAAACCUCAAUGCCAAAAGCCUCACUGUUCAGACAAUCUUUAUUAGUACCUCUGAUUGUCAGUCAGGAGUGCUAACGUCUUUGCAUCACUAUCAUCUUUUCCAAUAGGCCUUUAAAUCACUGCAGAAGUGAUCAAAACUCAUAUGGGGGGAUGAUGAUAGAAUGAUUCUGCACUGAGGUAAUGGCAAAUUCUGUUCUGAUGUCUUUAUUCCCUGAAGGAAAAAUACAGCUUUGAAACAUUAUUUUGCCUACAAUUUCCUCUACAAAGAAAGCUUUUUGUGAUAUGGGAAGAACUAUGCACUAUUUCCAGCCUAAGUUGCUAAAGUCCACAUAAAUACAAGCAUGCUGCAUACAUAGUAAUUUUACUUGUAUAUCAAGAAUGUAGAUAAGUAAACAAGCAGAAUCCCUCCAGCUGUUUUGGACUAUGGUGUGGUGUUAAUUAUUAGAUUGUGGGCUUGGGGCUUGGAGGAUCUUGCUUUGCAAUUCCAUUGAGCUAUGAAAACUUGCUGGGUUUUGUCUUGGGCCAGAUAUUCUGCCUCGGAUCGAAUCACCAUGAACUGCUGCUUUGAUCAUAAAGUGGGGCGGACAGAAGCCAUGUUCUUUCAGAGUUCAUAGGAAGAAAGAUAUGUUAAAAAGCCAACUAGUAAAUAAAACUUGUAUGCCCCAAUAGCAUGGGUAAAAGUAAAGGUUUCCCCUUGACAUUAAGUCUAGUCAUCCAAUUCUAAGGGGUGGUGCUCUUCUCCAUUUCUAAGCCGAAGAGCGGCAUUGUCUGUAGACACCUCCUAGGUCAUGUGGCCAACAAGACUGUAUGGAGUGCCAUUACCUUCCCACCGAAGCACUGACUAUUGAUCUACUCACAUUUGCAUUUUUUUGAACCACUAGGUUGGCAGAAGCUGGGGCUAACAGUGGGAGCUCACCCCAUCCUGCAGAUCACUGCCAACCCUUUGGUCACUAAGUUCUGCAGCUUAGCAGUUUAACUCACUGUGCCACCGUGGCCCCUGUCAGCAUGGUUAAUGAACCCAAAAUUUUCACCCGAAACAUUAUCAUUUGCUUGCUUCCCUUUCUGUGCGUGGUGUUACACUGAAAUAAAAAAACAAGAGAAAUGUCAAUUUAUGGCAUGCCCAUUCUGUUAACAAGUGCACCUGACAACAUGAAAAAUGAGGCACUUCCUUUUCUGUCACGUUUCUGAAGUGACACGAGACAGGUUUGUUUUAUAACUGGAUCUAGGGACUGUUCCUUUCAUUAUUACUAUUUUGAAAAACAACUACAAUCUGGUAUUUGUUUUGAUUGAUGACUGGCUCUCAAGAUGACAUUUGCUAAGAGUGAAAAAUAAUGGCACCUCUCCCAAAAUGGGGAUUUUGAGACUGUGGGUUGUUAUUAAAAAUUAGUAACCAAACAGAUUCCCCUAAUGGAUAAAUCUGGAUAACGACAAGUUUGCAAGUAUUUCCUCUUUGGCAUGUUUAACGCCCCCAAUUUUAGCAUUUAAGGCUUUUUCGGAUAUGCCAGCUUGUGAUUUGGUUGCCGUAUACUAGCAAACAAAUCUGCUAGAUUAUUUUUUUACAUCUUUUUUCUUGCUUCUACUGGUGCAUUUGUAUCCAAAAUAAAAAUAGACACAAGAAGGAUGAAAUAUCUUUUGGGGACUUUGUGUGCUAAAAAAUUAAAGUAGAGAAAUAUCAACGUUUCUACUUUCAUUUAAAGCAUCUUGAUUGUGACAUGGCCCUGUGUGCACAUACACAAAGCAUUAAACCAGUGAAUACAUAGAUCCGUUCAGGUAAAUCUGUACCAUACAGGGUUAGUCAUCAGGGAAAUGUAACAUGUAAAAGUGGCUCUGUGUGAAUACUUAUCACUCAUGGUCCAUAUAUGACGCAAUUCUUUAUUGUAUAUUGUUCCCCUGAGAAAAAAAUGAUGGACAUCUAUACUAUAAACCUAAAAAGAAAUUAGUGGGAGCUUCAUAUUUAUAAAAAGCCAAGGGAUGUAAUAGAUGUAGUAUUGAGCUAUUUUCAUUGAUUGAUUUUAGUAUCUUGUCUUUCUGCCUAAAGUGGCAUUCAAGAUGGCAAAGACUAACAUUCAAAUAGAAACAAAUAGAGAUAAAAUAGGAAAAGACGCUAAACAUAAUUAAAAGCACAUCAAUAAAGGGGAACAAUGCUGUCAUUAAAUAUUGCAGCUUAAUGCAAGAAUACUUAACUGAAUGUAGUAUUCUUUGCUGGCUAGCAGAGCAAGUUAGUUGACUUGUAUGUUUUAUGUCCAAAUUCAUGAUCCUUUAUGUUUAAUGUCCAACAUUAGCACAGAAUCUCUACACUUCAAUAAAAUGAGGUAACUACAGAUUUGGGGUAUCUUGAAAAAGCAUCAUAAUUAUAGUAAUUUAAUUCAUUAGUAAGAAACUAAUUUUGUACCAUAUAAACCUAAAGGAAGUUUGUUUCCUAUUUCAAUAUAUUGUCACAAAA